GAGAUAACCAAUCGGAUACUGGACAAACGAACAAAAAGAGUAAUCAGACUCCACUGACCUGUUUAACCUUGAAUGUGAAGGAUGAAAAGCAGCAGCUGUUUUCAGUGGAACGGGGCUUCUGCUGGCACUUACUUCUUUCCCUUUGGAUUAUAUUUGCCUAGAGACACGAAGAUAGCAAACUGAUGAUGUUGUGACUUUAUACACACCAGACUGUUCCAUCACUAUUUGAAGCAGCUUUGGUAAUGCACUGCUAAUAUGGCUGAACAAAGGCAACGUGCUUUGUCAACAUCAGGGGAAGCAUUAUAUGGAAUCCUGGCCCUAGAGAAGGGAGCAACACAUGAUGAGAUUAAGAAGUCCUACAGAAAAUUGGCCCUGAAAUAUCAUCCUGACAAGAACCCUGACAAUCCAGAGGCUGCCGAAAAAUUUAAGGAGAUUAACAAUGCUCAUGCAACACUGACUGAUCUCUCCAAGAGAAACAUAUAUGACAAGUAUGGAUCCUUGGGGCUCUACGUGGCAGAACAGUUUGGGGAGGAAAAUGUUAACACGUAUUUCAUGCUCUCUAGCUGGUGGGCAAAGGGUCUCUUUGCAGUCUGUGGCCUCCUGACGGGCUGCUACCUCUGCUGCUGCCUCUGCUGCUGCUUCAACUGCUGCUGUGGAAAGUGCAAACCCAAAGCACCCGAAGGGGAAGAACAGGAGUUCUUCGUAUCUCCAGAAGACUUGGAAGAGCAAAUUAAGAAUGACAUGGAAAGAGAUGGAGAAACUCCUAUUGUGUUUCAGCCGACAAAUGCAACUGAAAAGACGCAGCUCAUAGGGGACAGCCAUCGGAGCUACCGCACAGACUCCUAGAGCCGGCACACACAGCCUGGUGGUGCUUCCCAGAGAGUGUCACAGCAAGGAAAAACGUGUGACAAGCUCUGCAGCCUGUUCCUGUAACUAACCAAGAGUAACCUCAGAGUAAUUUCCUGUCAAGGCAGAAUCUCCCUCUAGGCCACUGCAAGUAGUUUCUGGUCUACUCUCUGCAAAGAGAUGCCUACAGCCAGUGCAGAGAUCUCACUGGUUCAGACUGCCCUUUUGGCACCAUCUUCCCUCUGCAAUGCUCACUUCGGUGCAACUGCUUUUCUCCCCAGCCCUCAGCUGGUGUUUCACCUCCCAGACAUGGUCUGGAGCCCUCUCCAGACACACCAGUCCCAUCUCUCUAUGCCCUGGGGAAGAUUUCCCUCAAAGGAAAAUCAGUGGCAAGGCUGGAGGGGCUUCUGCAAAGUGGAAGCACUCUCUGGAAAGCAGGCAACACC
Messenger RNA from Tympanuchus pallidicinctus (lesser prairie-chicken), 1292 nucleotides. It is a transcript of the gene DNAJC5B, whose product is annotated as DnaJ heat shock protein family (Hsp40) member C5 beta. The record is from RefSeq and is a predicted model, not a curated record. The coding region runs from base 256 to 846 and encodes 196 amino acids. NCBI's taxonomy places the organism in Eukaryota, Metazoa, Chordata, Aves, Galliformes, Phasianidae. The transcript is spliced from 5 exons.